GGCAUUGAGGUUGCUGCAAAGAACUUGGGGAAAGUCAAAUAGAAGGGAAGGCGAAGCUUUGGAUUUCAAACAAGUUGGGAUUUCUUUAGAUUCUCCUCCCGUUUUACCAAUACCUCAGCAUCUACUCUUACCAUCUUAUAUCACCAUUAGAGAGUAAAGACCUUGACAUAUGUACAAACGCCACCCAUUAAAUUCCAUUUACCCCAUCUAUGUAGCUGCCCAGCUUUAUUAUAUUGCCUUGCCUUCCCCUCCCCUUGACCCCUAUCAUAAUUGAAUUCAUUUAUUACUCCUUCCAUUUGCUGCUAUUCCAGUUGGUUCUCCACCCCCAUCUCCCCUUCCUCUCCUCCCAUUGACCUCGAAAAAAAGAAAAAAAAUAUCUUCUCCCUCCCCUGGUUGUAGUCCAGUUCCAAUCCAGAAAUCCCCAUCCCUUGCCUGCUCUUCUUGCGUCACAUCAGACAAGAGGCUCUUCAUCCUUCUUUUUCUCAAAAAGAUGGGAUUUUGGGGUGCAAACAGGGUCUGGUGAGUCCUAAUUUUUCUCAUUCUCUCUCUCUCUCUCUCUCUCUCUAUCUCUCUGCCUUUGUUUAGGCCAAAACAUGGAUUUGGUGUUGCAUGAAAGGAUCAAAGCCGGGGACUUUCUUUCUCCAGUCCCACUCCCAUUGCCAUACCUCCCACCACCACCUCCUGUUGCGCAGAGUAAUUUAGAUAACAAGAUCAGUCCUAGCGUCCUUCUCAUAAUUGUCAUCCUAGCAAUCAUCUUCUUCAUCUCUGGGCUGCUCCACCUCCUGGUUAGAUACCUCUUGAGACCCAGCAACAGGGACCCGGAGGACAUGGACAAUGUCACGGCCCUCCAAGGCCGGCUCCAGCAGCUGUUCCACCUCCAUGAUGCCGGGGUGGACCAGUCCUUCAUCGAUACCCUCCCUGUGUUCCUCUACAAGGCCAUCAUAGGCCUCAAGGACCCCUUCGACUGCGCCGUGUGUCUCUGCGAGUUCGAGUGCGACGACAAGCUAAGGCUGCUCCCGAAGUGCAGCCAUGCCUUCCAUAUGGAGUGCAUCGAUACCUGGCUCUUGUCCCACUCUACGUGCCCUCUUUGUCGUGGGAGCCUCCUCCCCGACUUCUCCCCCAGCAACAGUUGCAGCCCUCUAGUCCUUGUUCUCGAGUCCGGGAGUGAGAGCUCCAGGGAGAUUGCUCCCGAUAGAGGGGAGCCUGGGAGUCAUUCCCACCUUGGUUUCCUCGGAGAAGAUGACUUCAGGCCUUCGUCGAACGAUGCGUCGCUGAAGCAGGGGGCAGCCGUGGAAAAGGAAGAGGUGGCUGUGCCUGUUUUGGAGAAUUCGGAGGCGAAGGUGGUUCCGGUGAGGCUCGGAAAGUUUCGGAACGCGGAUGCUAAUGGUGGCGAGGGUGAAGGUAGUAGCAGCGCUGGUGGCAAUAGCAAUUUGGAUCAAAGGAGGUGUUUUUCCAUGGGGUCCUACGAGUAUGUGAUGGAUGAGGGCUCUGUCCUUAAAGUGGCCAUCAAGCCACCCAAGAAGAGGCCGACGGUCAAGAAGCCUGGGCAGGGGCUCGCGAUGUCCGAAUGCGAUUGCCAUUCGAGGAGAGAGGGGUUUAAAGCAUUCGAACCGUCUCAGAGUGUUGAAACCGGUGGUAAUGGAGGUGGUAUUGCGAGUCUGAACAGAAGAGAGAGCUUCUCUAUUUCGAAGAUAUGGCUGCGUGCGAAGAGAGAUCGGCCCGUCAGCGAAGACUGUUCAAGGCGGGCUCUUUCAUUCCGAUUGCCGUUGCCUCGGGGCGCGAGUGAUGAAUCAAAGAUGAAGAGCAGCACCACCAGCCCGAUCACAGUAUCGGAAUUCAGUGUUUCAGGGUGCGAGAAGAGUGGGAGCGAAUUGGAUUUUGAUGCGGAGUUGGGGAGCUGCAACAAUAGCGUAGGGUCUCGCGUGGAUGAAACACCUUCGUUCGCGAGGAGGACACUGCUUUGGAUAGUGGGGAGACAGAACAGGGUGGGAAACCAUCUCUCAUAUGGAUCAAACCCAGGUGUUUCUGUUGUUUAGAUUACUUGUUCUUGAGAUUCUUAUAUUUUGAAAGAAAAGAUGUAGUGGAAGGGGAUAAAUAGAAGGCAAAGAAUCAUUUGAAUACAGCAGUCCUUGUGUUUUUCUCUGUCUUUUCUGUUGGUUUGAUGAAUUCGUUUCCUCAGUUAUGUAUGUAUUUUGGUUGGAAACUAUUCCCUUCU
Messenger RNA from Phoenix dactylifera (date palm), 2215 nucleotides. Lineage: Eukaryota; Viridiplantae; Streptophyta; Magnoliopsida; Arecales; Arecaceae. The record is from RefSeq and is a predicted model, not a curated record.